GUUACAACAUUCUUUCGAACAGCAUUUCAUGUCCAGUUUGUUUACAUUAUUAUGUUGAAGAGCUCACAAUACGUGAGCUCUAUUACGUCAUAUGUGACGUCAUAGUGAGGUGCGGUACGACGUACAUGUAUGUAAAGGUGCAUAAGCGCCAGGUGUAACAAGAACUUGCGUCAGGGGCUGGUUAAGUGAUCAUCCUCCGGAAAUAUCAUGGAUCGCGAAGAGAUAGACUGGAAAAAACCUGUCUUGUAUUCACCAAGUGGUGGAAAAGUCGACUUUUAUGUUGCGGAUCAGAAGUGUAUUUCCCUGUAGUAAGAACCCGGAAAACAGACAUCGUUCCAGGCGUGGUCGGCCUCGACCUGAGUUUCGAAAGCUCCCCAAGAAAAAUGCCGCCCCAAUCAUGCACAACAUUGGGCCAGGCUUCGUCAUCCCUCGGUACAAGCGGGCAAACUAUCCAGAUGAGCUCUUAUUGCAGAACCCUGAUACUGCUCCUCCAAAAAGACCGAUCUACGAUAACUUUCACUACCCCACCAAACAUGUCCCUAAGCACGUCCUCAAGCCGGCCAACUGGACCUCCAUCUUGAGGGAGAUCAACCGUCUGUGGAAGUUGUCCAGGUCCUUCCACCUGGAACAAAUUCGGAAGCGUGCAGAAAAGUCCAGAGCCAUAUCAGAACAGGACCAUACCAACCAUGAUGAUGAUGAUGAACCAGAUUUCGAAGUCAGUGCUCAUGGUCAAGCUCCGAGGAAGACCAGAAGUUGUCCGGUGUCUCCCUUGAGGACAACAAAGAAAGUAUACCGUAACACAAAACCUUGGAUCCCAUGAUGAGAUAUCACAAACUGCCGUAACCGAUGGAGCCGACUUCUCGCUAUUUGUGUUAUUUUCUCCAGUAAUAUUGCCACAUUAUUGCAUAUGUUCGAAGGUUUUAGCAUAUUGUUACUAAGUAACACACCCUAGAACAUGCUGGAUGGAAUAUUGAAUAAAUUGAUAAUGAACAGACAAAAAA
This is a messenger RNA of Branchiostoma floridae (Florida lancelet), 1001 nucleotides long. RefSeq lists its product as uncharacterized. The transcript is spliced from 5 exons. NCBI's taxonomy places the organism in Eukaryota, Metazoa, Chordata, Leptocardii, Amphioxiformes, Branchiostomatidae. The coding region runs from base 278 to 820 and encodes 180 amino acids. The record is from RefSeq and is a predicted model, not a curated record.